This is a messenger RNA of Stereum hirsutum FP-91666 SS1, 758 nucleotides long. RefSeq names its product Cloroperoxidase (gene APO2/CPO2). The transcript is spliced from 3 exons. Lineage: Eukaryota; Fungi; Basidiomycota; Agaricomycetes; Russulales; Stereaceae. Gene Ontology annotation, molecular function: peroxidase activity. The record is from RefSeq and is a predicted model, not a curated record. Bases 1 to 717 code for a protein of 238 amino acids.
AUGUCUUCGCCCCCUGCUCAGGCCGUCUCUCGAGGGCAUGACUAUGUGCCCGCCUCACCAGAAGACAGCCGUAGUCCGUGUCCUGGUCUAAACGCUCUCGCCAACCAUGGCUAUCUCCCUCAUCAUGGUCGCAACUUGACCUUGUUUCAACUCGUAAGCAAGAUCCGCGAGGUCUACAACAUGUCCUUCCUCCUCGCCAUCAUCCUCGCCAUCCCGGGAAUCUGGCUAUGCGGAAACAUAUGGCGUCUCAGCCUCUCCCUCGAAGACCUCGCCAAACACCGCGACGGACUGGAGCACGACGGAAGCCUCGCACACACAGACGUCCCUCCCGACUUCCUCUACGCUCCCAGCCCACCUGAUCAGACCAAGCUCAAAGAACUGAUCGAUGUCUCCUCUGAUGGGAAAUACAUCACGUUUCAGGAACUCGUCGGUCGACGUGCCGCUUUGGACGCCCAGCUUAGCAGGCCGUUUGGGUUCUUUCAUUCGCUGGUGGCGAAGUUGGAAACUGCGAUGUUGUACAACGUUUUGUCGAUGGGACAUGCCAAAAAGGAUGGAAAGGUUCCGACGGAGUUUGUCAGGCAGUGGGUAGGCGAGGAGAGAUUCCCGGAGGGCUGGAAGAGGCCGGAGAAGACGAUUGGCGCGUUCAAGAUUUCAUGGACCAUCUAUGAGGUUUGGCAGUUGAUGAAGAGCGUCUUUCAAACCAAGCGAACGGAGUAGAGCUAUCAAUGUUGAUAUCACAUAGGUAUUAUUUAAACAAC